CACUUCCCCAAGAGGACCCUGAUGUGGUUGUAGUGGAGCCUUCUCAAGUAAGCGAUGAUUCUUUGGCUAUGAAAGACUUGAAAUCCCCCACAAGCGAAAGCUGUGGCCCUUCAGAGUUUGAAGACACUAAAGCACUGACUGAGCCGGGUAGCUCUCCUCCAUUUGUAAAUUUGCCAGGACCACUGGAUCAUUCUUCACCAAAGCGACAUUGGGAUGGACUGAAUCCAGAUACGUUGCAGUCUACCUCUGGUCUAACAUACAGUCAGUCAAGAGAAAGUGUAUGCAGUAUGAGGAGAGCCUCUUCAGUCCAUGAUAUUGAAGGAUACCAUGUUAACUCUAGGAUUAUAUUUAGGGAUCGACAUGCAAGUGAAGACAACGGACGAAUUAUUAAAGGACCUUUUAAUCAUAUCAAGUCAAGCCUAUUGGGCUCCACAUCAGAUUCUAAUCUCAACAAGUAUAACACAAUUAGCAAGAUUCCUCAAAUUACCCUGAACUUUUCUGAUAUAAAAGCUGAAAAGAAGAGCUCAUCCCCACCUUCAUCAGAGAAGACCAUCAUUGCACCUAAAGUGAAGGAAAGGACACACAACGUGACAGAAAAAGUAACACAGGUUCUAUCUCUGGGAGCUGAUGUUUUACCAGAGUACAAGCUUCAGACUCCUCGCAUCCACAAGCUCACCAUCCUGCACUAUAGUCCUUUCAAGGCUGUCUGGGAUUGGCUAAUUCUACUACUAGUAAUUUACACAGCUAUCUUCACUCCCUACUCUGCAGCCUUUUUACUUAAUGACAGGGAGGAGCAAAAGAGAAGAGAGUGCGGAUACUCCUGCAGCCCACUGAAUGUCGUAGAUUUAAUAGUGGAUAUUAUGUUCAUUAUUGAUAUUCUAAUAAACUUCAGAACAACUUAUGUAAACCAAAAUGAAGAAGUGGUCAGUCAUCCAGCAAAAAUUGCAAUUCACUACUUCAAAGGCUGGUUCCUCAUUGAUAUGGUUGCUGCUAUACCUUUUGACCUCCUGAUUUUUGGAUCUGGGUCAGAUGAAACAACAACAUUGAUUGGUCUUCUGAAGACAGCCCGUCUGCUGCGCCUGGUGAGGGUUGCCCGUAAAUUAGAUCGAUACUCUGAAUAUGGGGCUGCGGUUCUGAUGCUGCUCAUGUGCAUAUUUGCCUUGAUUGCUCACUGGCUCGCUUGCAUUUGGUAUGCCAUUGGGAACGUGGAGCGGCCAUAUCUGGUACACAAAAUUGGCUGGUUGGAUUCUUUAGGACAACAAAUAGAAAAACGAUAUAAUAUCAGCGAUGCUAGCUCUGGACCAUCCAUCAAGGAUAAAUAUGUGACAGCACUCUACUUCACUUUCAGCAGUCUGACAAGUGUUGGUUUUGGGAAUGUGUCUCCCAACACUAACUCGGAGAAGAUCUUUUCCAUCUGCGUCAUGCUGAUUGGCUCAUUAAUGUACGCCAGUAUCUUUGGUAAUGUCUCAGCAAUUAUCCAAAGGCUUUAUUCUGGAACAGCAAGGUAUCACAUGCAAAUGCUUCGAGUCAAGGAAUUUAUACGCUUUCAUCAGAUUCCCAAUCCUCUCCGUCAGAGGCUAGAGGAAUACUUCCAACAUGCCUGGACGUAUACAAAUGGCAUAGAUAUGAACAUGGUCCUCAAGGGAUUUCCUGAAUGUCUACAGGCAGAUAUAUGUCUCCACCUCAACCAGGCAUUACUUCAGAACUGCAAGGCAUUCAAAGGUGCCAGUAAGGGCUGCCUACGAGCUCUGGCUAUGAAGUUUAAAACCACACAUGCUCCACCCGGUGACACAUUGGUUCACAGUGGGGAUAUUCUCACUGCACUCUACUUCAUCUCUAGGGGUUCCAUAGAAAUCCUAAAGGAAAAUAUUGUAGUCGCAAUUCUUGGGAAAAAUGACAUCUUUGGUGAAAUGAUCCAUCUUUAUGCAAGACCUGGGAAAUCUAAUGCUGAUGUACGAGCAUUGACUUACUGCGAUUUGCACAAGAUCCAGAGGGAAGAUCUUUUAGAAGUUUUGGAUAUGUAUCCAGAAUUUUCUGACUACUUCUUAACAAACCUAGAACUCACCUUCAACCUGCGAGAUGAAGGUUCAAAGGCAGACAUGCUACUCAGAUCAGAAACAAGUGAUGAUUCAGAUGAGGAGAUUCCCAGACCUCGAAGAAGAAAGCUAUCCUUCAAAAAGAAAACAAAUGAAGAAGAUAAUGAAGAUGACUGUGAGAUCCAUGAAGCAUCUCAAGAUAUCUCGCAAGGUGACCGGAGAAAUUAUUAUAAAAGACGAGAUUUAGAAGAAAAGCGGAGUGCGUCAUCGUCAUUUUCUACCUCUGUUGAUGAGGAAAAGAAACCAUUAUGUUCUGGCAUAUUGGACUAUCCUUCAGAGAUAGAAGAGAGCUGCAGGCUGGGGUUUGCACAAGGAGCUGAAAUGCAAAGCAGAAAAGCUGAAAGAAGAACCAAGAUAACAGAUGCCAACGAGAGACUGAAAGAUUGGGAAGGUGGAAGGCCAGCAGAAUACCCUGAUAUGUCUACGCAGUCAGCAUCUUCUCAUGCAGCUCGUGGUGUCUCAGAAUCAGGAAGCGAUAUAACAUAUGGAGAGGUUGAGCACAGACUAGAUUUACUUCAGGAACACCUCAGCAGGCUGGAAACACAAAUGUCUACUGACAUUCAUACCAUCUUGCAGUUACUACAACGGCAAUCCAUGUCGGGACCACCUGCAUAUAGUAUGGUAACAGCCACAAGAGAUUAUCAAAGAUCCUCUGCAAGGAUGGUACAGACAGUUCAACCAGUGGCAUCUGUAACAACAGAACACAGCUUCCCAACAACACCACAGAAUUCGAGCAGCAGUUUACGAAGAAGAAUGAGAAUUAUGUUACCUAUUUUUGGUCCUUUGGACAAUACGAACGUAUAG
Messenger RNA from Carcharodon carcharias (great white shark), 2900 nucleotides. RefSeq names its product potassium voltage-gated channel subfamily H member 7 (gene kcnh7b). Lineage: Eukaryota; Metazoa; Chordata; Chondrichthyes; Lamniformes; Lamnidae. The record is from RefSeq and is a predicted model, not a curated record. Gene Ontology annotation, biological process: membrane repolarization during action potential; potassium ion transmembrane transport. Gene Ontology annotation, molecular function: inward rectifier potassium channel activity. Gene Ontology annotation, cellular component: membrane. The coding region runs from base 69 to 2900 and encodes 943 amino acids. The transcript is spliced from 13 exons.